GCUGAGGUUUAAGCGAUUGCCUUUGCUUGCUUGCUUGCUUGGGGUUCUGCUCUGCUCUUCUUCACACUUCAGAGAGAGAGUGAUGAUUGCCACUUCAAUGGCGCUAAUUCAGCACGUGUGCUCCGCCCCUCUCGCACGUGCGGCGCGACCUCGCUUCCUUGCUGCUGUUAUAUCCUCCCGCAACCUCUCUAUAAGGUCUUCUUCUUCUUCUUCUUCUCCCGCACGUGCCUCCCAAGCUGAAUCGCACGUGCUCCUCGGCAUGUCCGAGCAGGAGCUCCAACAGGUCGCCCUCGACUUCGGUCAGCAAAGCUUUAGAGGGAAGCAACUCCAUCAUCUAAUUUACAAGAGAAAGGUCAAAGAAAUUCAAGAUUUCAGUCAAUUGCCUCAAGCAUUCAGGAAUGAUCUUGAAGAAGCUGGAUGGAAAGUCGGGCGGUCGCCCAUUCAUAACACGGUAACUGCAGUUGAUGGCACUAUUAAGUUAUUGAUUAAGUUGGAGGAUAAUAGGUUGAUUGAAACUGUGGGCAUACCAGUUGAAGAUAGCAAAGGUUCAGUGAGACUUACUGCGUGCGUAUCAUCGCAGGUUGGCUGCCCACUGCGUUGCUCAUUUUGUGCCACUGGAAAAGGUGGAUUUUCAAGGAACCUUAAGAGGCAUGAAAUUGUUGAGCAGGUAUUAGCUAUUGAGGAGCUCUUCAAGCAUAGGGUGACAAAUGUGGUGUUCAUGGGAAUGGGUGAGCCGAUGUUGAACCUAAAGUCGGUACUUGAAGCACACCAGUGCUUGAAUAAGGAUGUGCAAAUUGGGCAAAGAAUGAUCACAAUAUCCACGGUGGGGGUUCCAAACACAAUAAGAAAGCUGGCUUCUCACAAACUUCAGUCAACAUUGGCCGUCAGCCUACAUGCUCCUAACCAAAAACUUAGGGAAGCAAUUGUGCCAAGUGCUAAAUCCUACCCUCUGGAUGCUAUCAUGAAAGAUUGCAAGGAUUACUUCCUUGAGACUAGUCGACGGGUUUCCUUUGAGUAUGCACUGUUAGCUGGAGUCAAUGACAAAACAGAGCAUGCAGUAGAACUUGCAGAGCUUCUCCACCAGUGGGGGCGUAGUUAUCAUGUGAACUUGAUACCUUUCAAUCCAAUAGAAGGCUCUGAUUAUCAGCGGCCACACAGGAAAGCUGUGAUGGCAUUUGCAGCUGCUUUAGAAUCACGUAAAAUAACAGUUAGCACACGGCAAACAAGGGGCCUGGAUGCUAGUGCUGCUUGUGGUCAGCUAAGAAACAAAUUCCAGAAGAGUCCUUUGCUCUUGGACUCCGAAGACCUGCAAUCUCAACCAGAUAUUGCAGUUGCAUGUUGAUCCCGCAUUGUUUCUUUGCGGUUUGUUCCUCCCCCUUUUUGCUGUAUACCAUACACUUUCAUGUUCUCUUCCCUCAAUCCGUAUGAAGCUUGAUGAAAGUGGUGCUUCAUGUGGCAAGAAGGCUAGUUGGGAUCUUUCCCUCUCCUAUUUGUGGGAAAAAUGUAUGAUGUUUCGCACGAUGAUGAGUCAGCUGCAGAAUUCAAAAUCUUCCAUACGUAACAAUGAGAUGUUGUGGGAAAACUAUGUGUGGAUGGCUGCAAAGUCACAAGUAGACUAAUGACCCCUCUUCUCAGAGAAUCAGUUUCAUGCAUCGCCUGUUAGGCUAGUUUCUUUCCUAUGUAACUUGCAUUUAUAGUUUUGAGUGAUGCUCCACUUUAUUCCGCACUGAAGGCAGGGCCAUAGAAUUCAAAAAUUACUUUAAAUGGGCAUAGUGAGGUGGGCAUUUUACCUUGUAGAUGUAAAUUUUAUUGAUGUGGCAACUAGCAAAUUUUUUAUCACAUCGUACUCUCUUGGUUCAAAGAACUUCCUUACUAAGCAAUAUGAAAUUUUUGUUUUGAU
Molecule: messenger RNA, 1900 nt
Organism: Quercus lobata
Lineage: Eukaryota; Viridiplantae; Streptophyta; Magnoliopsida; Fagales; Fagaceae
Product: Radical SAM superfamily protein
Exons: 10
Coding region: 83-1342 (419 amino acids)
Biological process (GO): rRNA base methylation; tRNA methylation
Molecular function (GO): RNA methyltransferase activity; iron-sulfur cluster binding
Source: RefSeq, a predicted model, not a curated record